AUGGAUAAUAUCUCGGCCACCGAGUCGCAGUGGCUGUCGCAGCUGGCAGCCAUGCGUCAGGCCAUCGCUGACCUGAAGCUCCCCCAAGAGCUUCCCCAAGAAUCGAUCGGCUAUGGAAGUGAUAUUGAUCUGGAUAUUGACGACGACUAUUCCUCCCCCGGAACAAUCGAUGACGUGUGGGAUAUAAUCAGCUCGGACGAUGAAACCUCUGACGACUUGGAUGGGCUCGACGGGUUCAACGAAUUCCUUAUCGAACAAGAAUCCCCCUACAACCGAUCAUGGCUGGAAGAUAAGUGCCAGGACUUGGCCAUUCGAAACUCAAGCAUGGAUGCGACAGAGUUAUGCCAGCAAAUCAUCACCACCUUGGCUGCCGACAGCGACGACGAGGAACUACAAAUGUCUCUCGCUGAAAUUGUUGGAUUUGAUGAUCUGGAUCUGGUUAUUGAACUUAUUGCUCACAGAGGGGAGGUCUUGUCCGACAAGGGACCCCGCCUGGAAUCGCAGACAGAUGGACUUAUGGCUGGAAGGCUUCAAACUAGAGCGGAGAGAGAACAUGCAUUGCGCCAACGCGACUUUGAACAUAAGAACGCGGCGCUGAUGCCAGCACAAAGCCGGUCAGAGCCUGCCUACCCACAUGUUUUCAAACAGCACACUUCUGGGAAUCUUCUUUCUGCCAGUGGCAAGAAAUACGGGCUGCCUCUGGGUAGCAAGCAGAUUGAGGAACCAAAGUACACCGAGUUCGAGAUCCCAGCUACGAAAGUCGGAACCCUAGGAAAAGGCCAGAAAUUGGUUGAGAUUGCUAGCAUGGAUGGCCUGUGUCGCGGCACUUUCAAGGGUUACAAAACUCUGAAUCGUAUGCAGAGCUUGCUCUACGAUGUCGCUUACAAAACCAACGAGAACAUGCUGAUUUGCGCUCCCACCGGUGCGGGUAAGACUGAUGCCGCCAUGUUGACUGUUCUCAGCGUCGUUGGAAAGAACACCUUUCCCAAUCCCCUGGAAGUCCCUGAAGCAACUGAGUUCACGGUUCAAGUCGACGACUUCAAAAUUGUAUACGUGGCUCCGAUGAAGGCUUUGGCCGCCGAAGUGACAGAGAAGCUAGGAAAGCGGCUAGCCUGGCUGGGUAUCAACGUCCGCGAACUGACUGGUGAUAUGCAGUUGACCAAGCGCGAGAUUGUUGAUACCCAGAUCAUUGUCACCACCCCUGAGAAAUGGGAUGUCGUGACACGGAAAAGUACUGGAGACACUGAACUCGUCCAGAAGGUUCGCCUGCUCAUCAUUGAUGAAGUUCACAUGUUGCACGACGAGCGAGGAGCGGUCAUUGAAUCUUUGGUCGCUCGUACCCAACGUCAGGUUGAAAGCACGCAGUCGUUGAUUCGUAUCGUCGGUCUAUCAGCUACGCUUCCGAAUUACACUGAUGUUGCGGACUUCUUGAAAGUGAACAAGAUGGCCGGCAUGUUCUUCUUCGAUUCCUCAUUCCGACCAGUACCUUUGGAGCAACACUUCAUCGGUGUCAAAGGGAAGCCAGGCUCUAAGCAGUCCCGUGAGAACAUUGAUGGUGUAGCUUACGAAAAGGUUCGCGACAUGUUAGAGAGAGGUCAUCAAGUGAUGGUCUUCGUGCAUUCCCGUAAGGAUACCGUCAUGACCGCCAGGAUGCUCAAGCAGCUGGCUGCCGAGGAAGGCCGUGAAGACUUGUUCAGCUGCCAUGAUCACGAAAACUAUUCCAACGCCCUUCGUGACAUGAAACAUGCGAAGGCGCGCGAAUUGCGAGACCUGUUUGCAAGUGGCUUUGGAACGCAUCAUGCAGGAAUGACCCGCAGUGAUCGGAACUUGAUGGAGCGAAUGUUUUCAGAGGGUCUGAUCAAGGUUCUUUGCUGUACUGCGACAUUGGCAUGGGGUGUCAACCUUCCAGCUGCCGCUGUAGUCAUCAAGGGUACCCAGUUGUACAAUCCCCAAGAGGGCAAAUUCAUCGACCUGAGCAUUCUCGAUGUCAUGCAGAUCUUUGGUCGUGCAGGUCGUCCCCAGUUCCAAGACACUGGUAUCGGUUUUAUUUGUACUACUCACGACAAGCUAAAUCACUAUCUCUCUGCAGUCACUGCACAACAGCCAAUCGAAUCUCGCUUCUCCAGUCGGCUGGUGGAUAACUUGAACGCUGAGAUCUCGCUCGGAACUGUCACAUCUGUUCCUGAGGCAGUGCAGUGGCUCGGCUACUCAUACCUCUUUGUGCGUAUGAAACGUGAGCCACGCAACUAUGGAAUCGAGUAUGCUGAGCUACGCGAUGACCCGAUGUUGGUCCAAAGACGUCGGCAGUUGAUUAUCCAAGCUGCGCAGGUGUUGCAGAAGAGCCAGAUGAUCAUCUUCAACGACAAGACGGAAGAUCUCAAAGCCAAGGAUGUCGGUCGCAUUGCAAGUCAAUAUUACGUUCUGCAGACUAGUGUCGAGAUCUUCAACGAUAUGAUGCGUCCUCGAUCUGGCGAAGCAGACGUGCUCAAGAUGAUCAGUAUGAGUGGUGAAUUUGACAACAUUCAAUCCCGAGACAGCGAGUCGAAGGAGCUGCAGAGACUUAGAGAUGAAGUUGCACAAACUGAAGUGGCCGGUGGAAAUGAUACACCACAUGCGAAGACGAAUCUCCUAUUGCAGUCUUACAUCUCUCGUGCCAAGAUCGAGGACUUUGCUUUGGCAUCGGACACUGGAUAUGUUGCACAGAAUGCGGCACGUAUCUGUCGUGCCCUUUUCAUGAUUGCACUGAAUCGUCGCUGGGGUUAUCAAUGCCAGGUUCUUCUGUCUCUUUGUAAAUCGAUCGAGAAGCAGAUUUGGCCAUUUGAUCACCCAUUCAGGCAGUUUGAUUUGCCUCAGCCAGUCCUUCGAAAUCUGGACGACAAACUGCCUACUACCUCAAUCGAAUCUAUGAGAGAAAUGGAGCCUGCUGAGAUUGGGCAGCUUGUUCACAACCACCGAAUGGGGAACACAUUGUCCAAGCUCUUGGACAACUUUCCUACUCUUAGCGUCGAAACUGAGAUCGCUCCUCUUAAUCGCGACGUUCUUCGUAUUCGGCUGUCCAUCUAUCCAGAGUUCACUUGGAACGACCGUCACCAUGGCGCAUCCGAGUCUUUCUGGGUCUGGGUGGAAAAUUCCGAAACAUCGGAAAUUUACCACCAUGAGUACUUCAUCCUCAGCCGGAAGAAGCUUUACGAUGACCAUGAACUCAACUUUACCAUUCCGCUCUCUGACCCGCUGCCGAGCCAAAUCUACAUUCGUCUGAUUUCUGACCGUUGGCUCGGUGCUGAGACUGUUACCCCGGUUUCAUUCCAGCAUUUGAUUCGCCCAGACACAGAGAGUGUGUAUACGGACCUCCUCAACCUUCAGCCACUGCCUGUUUCGGCUCUGAAGAAUCCCAUCCUGGAAGAACUGUAUGGGCAGCGUUUCCAGUUCUUCAACCCCAUGCAAACGCAAAUCUUCCAUCUACUAUAUCACACACCGGCCAAUGUUCUCCUUGGCUCUCCUACUGGUAGUGGAAAGACUGUGGCAGCCGAGUUGGCCAUGUGGUGGGCCUUCCGCGAGAAACCUGGCUCCAAGGUCGUUUACAUUGCACCUAUGAAAGCCCUUGUCCGUGAGCGUGUUCAAGAUUGGCGCAAACGUCUCACUGGACCGAUGGGGCUGAAGCUUGUCGAGUUGACUGGUGACAACACACCUGAUACCCGCACUAUCCGCGAUGCCGACAUCAUUAUCACCACGCCUGAGAAGUGGGACGGUAUCUCGCGUAGUUGGCAGACCCGUGACUACGUCAGGAAGGUCAGCCUUGUCAUCAUUGACGAAAUCCACCUGCUGGGUGGAGACCGUGGCCCAAUUUUGGAGAUCAUUGUCUCCCGAAUGAACUACAUUGCCUCUCAAUCUAAGGGAUCCGUUCGCCUCAUGGGCAUGUCCACUGCGUGUGCAAAUGCCAGUGAUUUGGCCAAUUGGCUUGGUGUCAAAGACGGUCUGUACAACUUCCGCCAUUCAGUUCGUCCUGUGCCCCUCGAAGUCUUCAUCGAUGGAUUCCCCGAGCAGCGUGGUUUCUGUCCUCUCAUGCAGUCAAUGAACCGCCCGACAUUCCUGGCGAUCAAGAACCACUCGCCAGAGAAGCCGGUGAUUGUCUUUGUUGCUUCCCGUCGACAGACCCGUCUCACUGCCAAGGAUCUGAUCAAUUACUGUGGUAUGGAGGACAAUCCUCGUCGCUUCGUGCGCAUGUCCGAAGACGAUCUAGAGUUGAACCUUGCACGAGUGAAGGACGACGCUCUGAGAGAAGCUCUCAACUUUGGCAUUGGUUUGCAUCACGCUGGUCUAGUCGAGUCCGACCGUCAGCUAGCAGAGGAACUCUUUGCCAACAACAAGAUCCAGAUCCUUGUUGCUACCAGCACCCUUGCGUGGGGUGUUAACCUUCCCGCGCAUCUUGUCGUUGUCAAAGGCACACAGUUCUUCGACGCAAAGAUCGAAGGCUAUCGUGACAUGGACUUGACUGAUGUCCUGCAAAUGCUGGGUCGCGCCGGUCGUCCGCAGUUCGAUACUUCCGGUAUCGCACGAAUCUUCACUCAGGACUCCAAGAAGGCUUUCUAUAAGCACUUCCUUCACACUGGUUUCCCGGUGGAGUCGACCUUGCACAAGGUUCUUGACAACCAUUUGGGUGCGGAGGUGUCCGCUGGCACUAUCGGUACGCAACAGGAUGCAUUGGACUACUUGACCUGGACUUUCUUCUUCCGUCGCCUGCACAAGAAUCCAUCUUAUUACGGUCUGGAGAUCUCGGCUGAGGAGCAGAACACCAUGGCAGCACAGGCCACUGCGCAAGAGUUCAUGAUAGAGCUCGUUGGGAAGUCGCUUAACGACCUCGCCGAGUCGUCCUGUGUUCUUGUGGACUCCGCCACUGGUGAAGUUGAUUCUACUCCUUUUGGCAAGAUCAUGAGUUACUACUAUCUAUCCCACAAGACGAUUCGGUACCUCAUGUCCCACGCCAAGCGUGAUCCGACCUUCCAAGAUGUCCUGAGCUGGAUGUGUUCUGCAACUGAAUUUGACGAACUGCCCGUCCGUCACAAUGAAGAUCUGAUCAAUGCUGAACUAGCUCAGAACUUGCCUCUGUCAAUCGACUGUAUGGGCGACGUGCCUCUGUGGGAUCCGCAUACGAAGGCCUUCUUGCUCCUGCAAGCAUACAUGUCACGCAUUGACCUUCCAAUCGCGGACUACGUCGGUGACCAGACAUCUGUGCUCGACCAAGGCAUUCGUAUCAUCCAGGCAUCCAUCGACGUCAUGGCCGAGCUCGGCUAUCUUCCCGCUUGUCAGAUGCUGAUGACACUGCUUCAAUGUAUCAAGUCAGCUCGCUGGCCAGAAGACCACCCGCUCUCCAUCAUGCCGGGCGUUGGUACUGAGAAGCCACCACAAGGUCUCCCAGGCACUCUAGUCUCGCUCUCAUCGCAGCCCACCGGCGCAGUUGUCGCUCUGGUCAAGAAGCUGCAACUCCCGUUCAACUUCACUCGUGCUGCUUCCCAACUUCCCCAGCUUUCCGUCUCAGUCUCGAGUGUUUCUGAAAGGGGUAUGACCGUGUCACUGGCACGACGGAACGCCCCCACAAACCCCGAAUGCAGAAUCUACGCACCUCGCUUCCCUAAGCCGCAGACCGAAGGCUUCUUCUUGAUUGUCUGCAGCGCGACACCGAAUGGCGGCGAUGGUGAACUCCUUGGACUAAAGCGUGUAUCCUGGCCUCCAGUCGCCAAGCGCAAUGGAAACGGAAAUGGCAAGGGCAACUCCGGUGCUGGAUCCAGUCGCGGUGGACCUUCUAACGACAAGGACAAGAGUGGAUUGACCGUUCGCUCUUCUGUCAAAUUCCCCGAAGGCAUUCUCGCACAAUCCUCCUCGGCUACAACUGCCAACAAGGCCCGCGUCAAUAUCAAGGUCAUUAGUGACUCGUACGUUGGAAUGGUCUGGACAGUCUCCAAUGUGGAAGUCGAUCUUGACAGUGGCAUUGAGACCCAGCUCGUUGCAGAGUCAAGCGUUCCUACAAAGGAAUGA
Penicillium arizonense is the source of this 6033-nucleotide messenger RNA. Its product is annotated as RNA helicase SLH1. Gene Ontology annotation, molecular function: nucleic acid binding; ATP binding; ATP hydrolysis activity. The transcript has a single exon. Lineage: Eukaryota; Fungi; Ascomycota; Eurotiomycetes; Eurotiales; Aspergillaceae. The record is from RefSeq and is a predicted model, not a curated record. Bases 1 to 6033 code for a protein of 2010 amino acids.